Messenger RNA from Penicillium cataractarum, 1437 nucleotides. Its product is annotated as major facilitator superfamily domain-containing protein. The transcript is spliced from 4 exons. Lineage: Eukaryota; Fungi; Ascomycota; Eurotiomycetes; Eurotiales; Aspergillaceae. The record is from RefSeq and is a predicted model, not a curated record. Gene Ontology annotation, biological process: transmembrane transport. Bases 1 to 1437 code for a protein of 478 amino acids. Gene Ontology annotation, molecular function: transmembrane transporter activity.
AUGGCCGAGGCUGAUGAACACGGUGUGGCUUCAAUGCUAGACUUGAAGCUAUCUGUGGAGGAGCAAGACGUGAACAACCCUCAGAACUGGUCACUGUCCGCCAGGCUAUCUACCUAUCUCACUAUUUGCUCCUUCACCUUUUUGGCAAACGUCAAUUCCAGCAAUUUCGCAGUUGCGACGCAGGCCAUCAUUAAGGAGUUUAAGGUCAGCCAAACCCAGGCUGGUCAACUAGUCUGCUUCAAUGUCUUCAUGUUCGGCGUCGGAAAUGUCUUUUGGGUACCCCUCAUGCGGGUGAUUGGGAAACGCCCCGUCUAUCUUCUGGCAAUGGUUGGACUUUGCAUGAUGAAUGUCUGGUCAAGCAAGGCUACGACUUAUGGUGAGCUGCUCGCUGCCCGCAUAUGUUCGGGAUUUGCUGCUGCCGCUGCCGACGCCACCGUACCUGCCGUGGUCGCAGAUAUGAUCCCUGCAGAGGAUCGCGGUCAUUACAUGAUGAUUUUCCAUCUGGCGCUGACCGGUGGUUUAUUUGUUGGGCCUUUGAUCAAUGCAUACCUCAUUCAGGAGGAGAACUGGCGCUGGAUGUGCUAUUUCCUGGCAAUUGCCGUCGGGCUUGUCUUUGUGGUUGCUGUUUUUACUAUUCGAGAAACCUCGUACAUCAAGAGGUAUAACACAGAGCCUUCGCGUAAGCGAUCCCACUGGGAGUGGAUGUCUCUGACUCUUGGCUUCAAUCGAGAUGCCUCUUUUCUCCGGGCCUUCUUGGAUAUUCUUGGCAACGCGACAUAUCCUCCUUUAAUUUGGUGUUCAAUUACCAUUGGCAUCUCUGUUGGCUGGAACAUUGUUGUGCAGCUAACUUCCACCCGCACAUUCACGAAGCCCCCUUACAAUUGGACCUCCGGAGAUAUCGGCUUACUCAGUUUAUCUGGCUUCAUCGGGUGUUUAUUUGCCUUCUAUCUUGGCGGACGGUUGAUCGACGUGAUCUCAAGUCGAAGCACAGCUCGACACGGUGGUCCUCGACUACCGGAGUACCGACUCCCUGCUAUAAUCAUUCCAGGAACCAUCGGCCCGGCAGGAAUCUUGAUCUUUGGUCUUUGCGUGGCACACAAAACGCAUUGGAUUGGUCCUGCGUUCGGAUAUGCGAUGCAGGCUUUUGGCGUCGCUGCUAUUUCCAACGUCGCAGUCACUUACUCAUUAGAGAUGUAUAAGCCGGUAACGGGCGAGGCCCUGGUCAGUAUUUUCGUCAUCCGGAAUACCAUCGGUAUGCUUCUCUCCCUGUACGCAGCGGACUGGAUUGAGCGACAAGGCACGGCGCCGGUGUUUGGUGAAAUGACCGCCAUCCAGGUUGUCAGUAUCCUGUGCGCGAUCCCCUUGUACUUCUGUGGAAAGUCACUCCGGGCAUUCACGUCGAGUUAUGGCCCCAUGAAGCGGUUCCGGGACAUGUAA